Pelmatolapia mariae (spotted tilapia) is the source of this 3470-nucleotide messenger RNA. RefSeq names its product solute carrier family 4 member 2a (gene slc4a2a). Lineage: Eukaryota; Metazoa; Chordata; Actinopteri; Cichliformes; Cichlidae. Gene Ontology annotation, molecular function: solute:inorganic anion antiporter activity; monoatomic anion transmembrane transporter activity. The record is from RefSeq and is a predicted model, not a curated record. The coding region runs from base 14 to 3346 and encodes 1110 amino acids. Gene Ontology annotation, cellular component: plasma membrane; basolateral plasma membrane; apical plasma membrane. Gene Ontology annotation, biological process: bicarbonate transport; transmembrane transport; monoatomic anion transport. The transcript has 21 exons.
CCCUGUGGGAGCCAUGAGCCAUCAUCAGAGCUCAGCGAGUCCUGGUGACACCUUCAGUCAGUCUGCAUCUCCUCCUCCUCCUCCACACUGUCAUGCUGAUGAAGAAGAAGAGGAAGAUCUAAACAAGGCCUUUGAUGUUCAGGACUUUCAGCAGAUCCUUUGUCCUGCAGCUCGCAGCCCGCCAGAGAAACACAGAGUCUAUGAUGAACAGGACAUCGAAGAACACCGCCACUCUUCCCUCCAUGUCCAUCAUCCUCUUUCCAAACCACCCGCCGACAGCAGGAGGAAGAAAACUGCCGAGGGGAGGAAGGAGUGCAGGCGAGGCUCCGCCCCCAGCAAUGCAAGUACCAUAGAUGAAGACCAACAGGACGAAGAGCAUGGAAAGGAGGAGGAGGCCUACAGUCAAACUGAUGGCGAUGACCCGACCACCAUCUCGUCCAAUCGCAACGGCGCCGUGAUGAGCACCGCAGACGCCGACGAGUCCGAAACGUUGACGUCUGUGGACCUGGAUGGCAUCAAAAGUCACCGACUGGACGACGUUCCAGCCGUUCGACGUCACCUGGUGAGGCGGAGCUCCAGAGGGCCGAUCGUCCACGCCACCAAAGAUCCGACGGUCAGCUGGACAAACCAGCACCUGCGACCGGACCGUACACCUCAUGAGGUGUUCGUGGAGCUGAACGAGCUGGUGAUCGACAGGAACCAGGAGCUGCAGUGGAGGGAGACGGCUCGAUGGAUCAAGUUUGAGGAGGAGGUGGAGGAGGAGACAGAGCGCUGGGGGAGACCUCACAUUGCCUCCCUGUCCUUCCGUUCUCUGCUGGAGCUCAGAAAAACAAUGGCCCAAGGGGCCGUACUCCUGGAUCUGAAGCAGAAGACUUUACCAGGGAUUGCUCAGCAGGUGGUGGAGCAGAUGGUGAUCUCAGAUCAGAUUAAAGCUGAAGAUCGAGCCAAUGUUCUGGGAGCUCUGCUGCUCCGUCACAGUCACCCAAGCGAUGAGAAAGAUCACAGCUUAUUCAGCAGGAACAUCUCUGCAGCAAACAUGGCCAACCUUAUGGACAGACACAAUGGAAAAUCUGAACCCUGCAUCAACCUGACCAAUCACAAGGAGGCUGAUGGAGACAAGAACAAGAGAGAAGUCCCACAGCUCUGUCACUCCAGAUCCAAGCAUGAGGUGAAGCUAAUGGAGAAGAUCCCAGAGCGAGCUGAGGCCACUGUGGUCCUCGUAGGCAGUGUGGGUUUCCUGGACCAGCCAUCCAUGGCGUUUGUGCGACUGCAGGAGGCAGUUCUGCUGGAAUCUGUCUUGGAGGUUCCUGUGCCAGUUAGGUUCCUCUUCCUCCUGCUGGGCCCGCCCACUGCCAACAUUGACUACCAUCAGAUUGGACGCUCUAUCUCAACACUCAUGUCUGACAAGAACUUCCAUGAGGCGGCGUACCAGGCAGACGACCGUCAGGACCUGCUGACAGCCAUCAACCGCUUUCUGGACAGCAGCAUCGUCCUCCCGCCCUCUGAGGUCAGCGGUGACGAGUUGCUCCACUCAGUGGCUCACUUCCAACGAGAAAUGCUCAGAAAGAGGGAGGAGGAGCAGAGCAGCAAACUUCAGGAGAAACAGACCAGCAUUCAGCAGGAUGAAGGUGAGCCCCAGCUGCCCGAGUCCAAUUCUCUUGUUCCCUCCAAACCUGGUGAUGAGCCGUUGAGGAGGUCAGGUCGUCUGUUUGGAGGCCUCAUCAAAGACGUGAUGCGGCGUUAUCCUCAGUAUCUCAGCGACAUCCGAGAUGCUCUAAACCCUCAGUGUAUGGCUGCCAUUAUCUUUAUCUACUUUGCUGCACUGUCACCUGCCAUCACCUUUGGUGGUCUGCUUGGUGAGAAAACGGAGGGUCUGAUCGGCGUGUCGGAGCUGAUAGUGGCCACUGCGUUGCAGGGCAUUGUGUUCAGUGUGCUGGGAGCUCAGCCGCUGCUGGUGAUCGGCUUCUCCGGACCGCUGCUUGUAUUCGAAGAGGCCUUCUACACUUUUUGUAAAGUUAAUGGGAUCGAGUAUCUGACGGGUCGGGCAUGGAUCGGUCUCUGGCUGGUGCUCAUCGUUGUCCUUACCGUGGCCUUCGAGGGAAGCAUACUCGUUCGCUUUGUUUCACGCUUCACACAGGAGAUCUUCUCCUUCCUGAUCUCUCUCAUUUUUAUCUAUGAGACCUUCGCCAAGCUGAUCAAGAUCUUUCAGGAGCAUCCACUCCAUAACUGUUACCAUGGAAACAACACUGAAUCUCCAUCUCACUGCAACUACACUAUGGCCACCGGGAAUCCUGGGAAAGUUGUUGGAGAACCGAACACUGCUCUGCUGUCAUUGGUCCUCAUGGCAGGAACGUAUUUCAUCGCCUUCUACCUUCGCAAGUUCAAGAACAGCUCCUUCUUCCCUGGAAGGCUCCGUAGGAUCAUCGGAGACUUUGGGGUCCCCAUUGCCAUCCUCAUCAUGGUGCUGGUGGACUACAGCGUGCAGGACACCUAUACUCAGAAACUGAACGUGCCCAGCGGAUUCUCGGUGUCCAGUCCAGAGAAGCGAGGCUGGGUGAUUUCCCUUCUGGGGUCGGACGGGCAGUUUCCAGCCUGGAUGAUGGGCGCCAGCAUCCUGCCAGCCAUACUCGUCUUCAUUCUCAUCUUCAUGGAGUCCCAGAUAACAGCGUUGAUCGUGAGUAAGAAGGAGAGAAUGCUGGUGAAGGGAACCGGUUUUCACGUGGAUCUUUUAAUCAUCGUGGUGGUGGGCGGAGUCUCGGCUCUGUUCGGCCUGCCCUGGCUGUCGGCCGCCACAGUUCGGUCUGUGACUCACACCAAUGCCCUGACCGUCAUGAGUAAAGCCGUUGCCCCUGGAGACAAGCCUCGCAUCCAGGAGGUGAAGGAGCAGAGGGUGACGGGCUUCUUGGUGGCGUUUCUAGUAGGUCUGUCCAUCGUCAUCGGCGAAGUUCUGCGUCAGAUCCCGCUGGCAGUCCUGUUCGGGAUCUUCCUCUACAUGGGUGUGAUGUCCCUGAAUGGGAUCCAGCUCACGGAGCGACUCAUCCUGCUGCUGAUGCCCCCAAAAUACCACCCCAACCACAACUACGUCCGCAAGGUGCGGACUUUGAGGAUGCACCUUUUCACUCUCGUCCAGCUGACGUGUCUGGCUCUGCUGUGGGUCGUCAUGGCGACAGCGGCAGCGCUGGCCUUCCCCUUCGUGCUGCUGCUGACCAUCCCUGUGAGGAUGCUGCUGCUGCCCCGCCUCUUCUCCCGCCGAGAGCUGCAGAGCCUAGACGCUGAUGACGUGGAGCCCACUCUGGAGGAGAAGGAGGGGCAGGACGAGUACUCCCAGCUGCAGAUGCCUGUGUGAGCGGGAACCGCGUGGUGAUUGGUGGCUCCGCCCCUCUGUAGAGUUUCAAGUUUCGUACGCCUGGGUUUCUGUUUGCAGAGCGUCUUCCUGUUGUAAAGCUUGCACUAACAGUUCUCUGUGUCAG